Molecule: messenger RNA, 2910 nt
Organism: Blepharisma stoltei
Lineage: Eukaryota; Ciliophora; Heterotrichea; Heterotrichida; Blepharismidae
Source: the annotation of a GenBank genome assembly
AUGGAAGUAGACGCUAUCGUUAAAUGCCUUUCUUUUGCUGCUAUGGCUGCAAUUGCCUAUAUGCUAUAUUAUCACCACCAAGCCAUGAAAAAGUUUGAAGAGCAGUUAGAGAAUGAAGGCGAAGAAGUAUUCUCAUCUUCCAUUCCUCAGCCAUCCAAGCGGCAAAAAACUGAAAAGUUUCACAAUGAAACCGAAAAUUUUGGAGCCCAAAGUCAUGAUUUAUUAUUUGGAGCUUCAAUUCAAGAAGAAUACUCAUCCUACCAGCCAUUGAUAACAAUUCCUACACGCCAUGAAGUGUGUGUUGGAACAGAAGAUGAUAUAGAAAUCAUUGAAAACGGAAAACCAGAGAAAAGACCAAGAAACUCUGAAAGAUCAGCAAAUCUAAAGAAAGUACAGAGAAAACCCAUCCCAUUUGUGCAAAAUGGUGUUAAGGAAAAGAAUGUUCAUUGUGAUGUCAAUUUUCACAAAGAUAGAAGAGAAGCGUUUUAUGCAAAACUAAACUCCCCCCCUCCGUGAGUGAACAAAAAACUUUUGCCACGGGGUAAUUUUUUUUUUAAAAAACAUUUAUAUAUAAAAAUUUUUUUUUUCCAAAUUUAAAAAAAUCCUAAUUCGUAAAAAUUGGAAAGCAAAAAUAUUAUUUAAUUUAUAAAAUUUAUAUUUUAAAAAGCAAUUCGUUUAAAAUUAGACAGAAUUACCUCUAGAUUUCAUUAUACUAAUUAUCAUUAAUAUAUCAAAAUUGUUUUUCAUAAAAAAAUUUUCUAUUAAAAAAAAUUUUUGUUCACUUACGGAGGGUGGGUUUUUUGGGCAAAAAAUAGGGAUUUUUCUAAUGGUUUUGUUCACUUACGGAGGGGGGAGUAAGAGAAAGGCCUAAUAGCCCAGUAAAGAGAUUUGUCGUAGAAGAAACAAAGAAAAAGGCAAAUGAAAUUGUGCACAUAAUUGAUCAAAAGCCACAAGCAGCUUUUUCACUAGAAUUAAGUGGAGAAAAAGUCGCAAAAAUGAGGGAAGAAUUUAAACGUUCAUAUAAAGAAGCUCAAGCCGCUCCAAAAAUUGCAGAGCCUGUUAAGAAAGUUGAGGAAAGAAAUGUUAAUUUGGUAGGAAACAUUAGAGAAGCUCCAAAGCCUGAUUCAGGUUUAAUUAAAAGUAAAGAGGAAGCCAAAAUAGCACCCCUAUCUCAAGAAUUUUCGCAAAAAUCGUCACCACUAAAUCUAUCUAACUAUUCUCUUUCAAUAGCAAUAUUUUAUUUGCUCACCAUACUUCAGAUAUAGACUUUUUGUUAUAAAAGAAGUUAAAAAAUUUGUAACUUAAAAUAGAUAGCAAAUGGAUUAAAAACAUUAAAUUUAUUUUUGAUUUUAAAGUAAAAGCAUUUAAAAGGUGAAAAAAAUUAGUGUUGUUUGAUUUCAAAGGAGGGAAUAAACAAUUCCCAGAAAUAACUCAAAAAUCCCAAACAUUAUCUCACUCCUCCCCUUAGUGAACAAGCAAAACUAUUAGAAAAAUCUUAUUUUUUUUGAAAAAAAUUCUAGCAAACUAUUUUUAACAUAAAAAAUUUUUUUAUAAAAAUAAUUAAUAUAAAAGUGGUAAUAAUUAUAGCUAACUCUGUUCUAUAUAUUUAGCACCUUGCAUUUUAAAUUAAGUUAUUUUUGAUAUUUUUUAAAAUUCGAAAAUUAACUAUAAAUAUAUCUGCAUAAUUAAAAAAUAAUUAACACCAUCAGUAAGUGAAAUAAAUAUUUUUGUUUUUUUCAAAGAGGCUGUUAGGAUACUCAAAAGUAUCCAUUUGGUGGAGAAACUCUUCAAAAGACUUCUCAGCUCAUAGAAAAAUCUGUAACUUCUGAAGCAUCCCAAAAGUCAUCACUAUUUGGAGGAGAAACUGCUAAAGUCUCAACAUCAGCUCCAGCAUACUCUUUCUUUGCUUCACAAUCUCAAGCAGCAUUAUUCUCAGCACCAUCAACUCAAAAAUCAGAGUCCGAUCUUUCUAAAGAAACUGAACAAAAAUCCAAAUCUUCUUUAGAACCCUCAAAGGUUUCAGAUACUGGCCUUAAGUUUUUAUUUAGUUCCAGUGCCAUUGCCUCUAUUCAGAUGCCGAAGCCGCCUGCAGAACUCAUAAAAAAGCAAGAAGAAAAUAAAAGUUCGGCAUCAUCAAACAGCACUCAACCAAUUCUUGCUGAAACAGUUAAAUCUGAGGAGUCCAAAAAAAGCGAAAAUACGCCUGCUUUAGCUAAAUCUGAGGAGUCCAACAAAAGCGAAAAUAAGCCUGCUUUUCCAUCCCCAUUUGGGAGUUUUACAAAUCCCUUUACAAAAAAUGAAAACCAGCCUGCUUCCUCUUUAUUUGGAGGAUCAACAAUUUUUAGUGGAAAAACAGAAUCUCUUGCUGACACACAAAAGUCGGCUGGGUCUUUAUUUGGAGCCAAAAUAGGUGAAGCUAAAAAUUUUCCAACUACUGCAACUCAGAGCCAGCCUCCUUUAUUUCCAACUAAUCUGUUAGCCUCUUCCUCAACUCAGCCUUCAUCUUUCUCAGAUCCUUUUAAAUUAGCAUCUGAAGCGAAAACUUCUUUAUUCCCUGCUGCAAGCCAAAAUAAAGAUGCAGACGGGAAGCAAGAAACACAAAUUAAAUAUCCAGAGUUACCAAAACCUCCAACAACAACUCCACAAAAUCUAUUUCCAGGAUUGCCUACAAAUUCGUUAUUUAAUGCCAAGUCUUCAGAUAAAUCAUUAUUUCAGUCAGUUAGUUCACAAGGUAGCUUUUUUGGCACUCCCAAUCUAACUCCCUUCCCAGAUUCAGCUAAAUCACAAACUCCUCCAACUUCUGCUGACCAGAAACCUCAAACUCCUCCUACAAGUUCUCUGUUUGGCUCUAAAUUUCCUUUCUCAAACCCAUCAGCGUUCAACCCAAAUUCUUCAAUGAAUAGCAAAUAG